AUGAGAAGCUCUUGGUUCCAUAAACUAUCACUGAUUUUCGGCCCUAGACCGCCACGCAACUGGUUACUUCUGUGUCUGGUUAGCAUCUUUGUUCUGAUUGCAUUAUUUGGAUCAUCUUCCCCAAGUGCACUUGAUUCUGCGAGUUCUUCUGUGAGAUCCGACAUCUAUACAAACUAUAGAAGGCUAAAGGAGCAAGCAGCAGGUGAUUAUUUGGAGUUGAGGAAUCUGGUAACCAAUCAUGUGAAGGAUUUUGGUCUUUGUUGGAAGGAAAGAGAUUAUGUGCCUUGCUAUAACGUGUCUGCAAAUCUGCUGGCUGGUUUUCAAAAUGAGGAAGAGUUUGAUCGGCACUGUGAAAUAUCACGAGAUCGACAGCAUUGUUUGGUUCGUCCCCCGAAGGACUACAAAAUUCCUUUGACUUGGCCAGCUAGUAGGGAUGUUGUAUGGAGCGGUAAUGUGAAGUUCAGUAAAGACCAAUUCCUUUCAUCUGGAAGCAUGACAAAAAGGUUAAUGUUGCUAGAAGAAAAUCAAAUUUCUUUCCGUUCAGACGAUGGGAUGAUUAUUGAUGGUGUUAAGGAUUACUCUCACCAGAUUGCUGAAAUGAUAGGGUUGAGAAGUGACACUGAAUUUCUCCAAGCUGGUGUACGCAAUGUGCUUGAUAUUGGUUGCGGGUUUGGUAGCUUUAGUGCUCAUCUGCUCUCACUUAAGUUGAUGGCUCUCUGUAUGGCAGCAUAUGAGCCAACAGGUAGCCAGGUUCAGCUAGCCCUUGAGAGAGGUCUCCCAGCAAUCAUUGGCAACUUCAUCUCAAGACAGCUCCCAUUUCCAUCCUUGUCAUACGACAUGGUCCACUGCACUCAGUGUGGCAUUGUCUGGGAUGAAAAAGAUGGGUUGUUUCUUAUUGAAGUCGAUAGAUUACUAAGGCCAGGAGGUUACUUUGUUUUAACCUCACCUAGAAGCAGGCAGCAGGGAAUUUCCAUGGACACAAAGAAAGGAAGCAUGUCUACUCCAUUUGAAGAAUUCACCCAAAAAAUUUGUUGGAAUCUUUUGGUACAGCAAGAAGAGACUUUCAUCUGGCAGAAAACUGCAGAUGCUCAAUGCUAUAAAUCUAGCAAAAAAGGCACUUUACCACUUUGUUCAGGAGACGAUGUCCAUUUGUAUUAUCAACUGCUUCCACAGUGUGUAAGUGGGACAGAUAGCAAGCGAUGGAUCCCAAUUCAGAAAAGAUCUUUUGGUUCUCUGAGCUCUGCUGAGCUUGAAGUCCAUGGAGUUAAUCCUGAAGAUUUCUCUGAAGACAUGGAAUUCUGGAGAUCUGCUUUAAGAAAUUAUUGGUCAUUGCUUUCACCCUUGAUUUUCUCUGACCAUCCAAAGAGACCAGGAGAUGAAGAUCCGUUGCCUCCGUAUAAUAUGGUUCGGAAUGUGAUGGACAUGAGCGCCAAUUAUGGAGGUUUAAAUGCUGCAUUACUGGAAGCAAGAAAAUCAGUGUGGGUAAUGAAUGUUGUGCCGACAAGUGAACAUAAAACACUUCCUCUCAUCCUUGACCGAGGUUUUACGGGCAUCUUGCAUGACUGGUGUGAACCUUUUCCUACUUACCCACGGACGUAUGACAUGCUUCAUGCCAACGGACUCCUGUCACAUCUUGCUUCAGAGGGAUGCAGUAUGAUUGAUUUACUAUUCGAAAUGGAUCGUAUUCUUCGGCCAGAGGGAUGGGUUAUUAUUUCCGAUAAGGUUGGUCCUAUAGAAAGAGCACGAACGCUCGCUACACAGCUUCGCUGGGAAGCCCGCGUCAUUGAUCUUCAGAAUGGCAGUGACCAGCGGCUACUAGACCAUCCAGUUUUUCGUACUCUGGAUCCAAUCCUGCGCAAUAUGGUCUUGAUGUGGACAGAAAUAUCAGCCGAGGAUAUUGGAAACAGAAAAUUUUUGAAGUCGUAG
Molecule: messenger RNA, 1926 nt
Organism: Fraxinus pennsylvanica
Lineage: Eukaryota; Viridiplantae; Streptophyta; Magnoliopsida; Lamiales; Oleaceae
Source: the annotation of a GenBank genome assembly